Nothobranchius furzeri (turquoise killifish) is the source of this 1477-nucleotide messenger RNA. Its product is annotated as immediate early response gene 5-like protein. Lineage: Eukaryota; Metazoa; Chordata; Actinopteri; Cyprinodontiformes; Nothobranchiidae. The record is from RefSeq and is a predicted model, not a curated record.
GAGAGUUGAAAAUCCAUGCCCUUACUGGGAAGAUAUGGAGCGCCAUGGACACAGUCUACGCGAGUCUAGAAGGCAUCUCAAACUAAAGAGAUAAAUAUUUCUCUCAUCAGAAAACGACUGGUUUGAGAAUCUGAGCGGAGAGAACGGGCGGCCCGGUUGAGGAUGGAGUGUGCAUUUGACGCACAGAAUCUGAUCUCCAUUUCUUUGAGGAAAAUCCAGAGCUCCAGGACGCAGAGAGGAGGCAUCAAGCUUCACAAGAACUUGCUGGUAACGUACGUCCUGAGAAACGCCAGGCAGUUAUACAUGAGCAAAACCUCGUCGCAGACGCAGAGGACGCCUCCAUACGAGGAUGUGGCCGUGGUCCGCGAAAGGCAAGAAUACCUCGAAUUAACGGGCAGCUUCACGGAGUUGGCUGAUGACUUCUAUUGCAACUUUAACGGGGUUGAGUCGGGCACUUGGCACUGCGGAGCGCACCAAUCCAGCGGCCAGCCUGCAGUGGUGGCGCACCAAGACGCACCAGCCUGCGCUAUGGUUUCACCAAGUGACCCUGACCUCAUGGUUUCGGAAGCCUGUUGGAGCUGUUCAGACAAACCUUCCUGGGAGUUGAUUGUCCCGAAUUCUCAGGCUAACCAAAAGACUGUCCUGGACCUGGACACCCAUGUGGUGACAACCGUCACCAACGGAUACUUCCAUUCAGACUGUUGCGCGCAGCCCAAACAGCCGCAGGGCGCACUGGGCGUCACUAAAAAGCGAAAGAUGGACACAAGUUACUACAUUAUUGAUCCAGAAUUUUAUUUGCCGGACUUUGGAGCGGUGCCAUGCAAACGGAUGAGAAGUGAUGAGGAUUUACACUCAGACUCGGACCAGCUGGACAGCGCAAACAUCUCCAAUCUGAUCUCGGUGCUGGGAUCAGGUGGACUCUCAGAGUUUGUGAGUUGGCAGCAAACGGACCUUGAGCAAAUAUUCGCCACUCAAACAAUUUGUUUAAGACACACACUGUUGACAGGCAGUGGUUGGACCAGAGCAAUCGAAGCGUUUUGAUUUGUAUGACUGUAUUUUUUAUUGUAUCUUUCACUUUGUUGCUUUGAAAUAAAUCACGACACGACUGCAGCUCUCACUCUCUUCUCUGUUAUUGAAGAACAUUGCUGAAAUGUCGUUUCAGAGUGACACCUUGUCCAUGCCUGAGGACUUUUGCACAUUGUCUCUUUCUCGUGCCAACUCGUGUCAUUAACGCACAUGAUAGAAACUGCGUGUGUUUUUCUUGUGAUUCGUUUAGGGGGCUGGAGUCUGUGUUUGGUUUGUGUUUCUUGAGGAAAUUCAUCAACGCUGUUUCUCUUGAAAGAUGUUGGACGAGCGCCAUCAGGUGGCCAGCAAAGAUCUGUACAGAAUCAUGCACCAGCUCAACGCAGAAUCUCAUUCUGUAAAUGUACACCAGGGCCUGCUUUAAUAAAUAAAUAAAAUUAUCAUUAUUAAAAAA